Molecule: messenger RNA, 2092 nt
Organism: Gasterosteus aculeatus aculeatus (three-spined stickleback)
Lineage: Eukaryota; Metazoa; Chordata; Actinopteri; Perciformes; Gasterosteidae
Product: potassium channel subfamily K member 1
Biological process (GO): stabilization of membrane potential; potassium ion transmembrane transport
Cellular component (GO): plasma membrane
Molecular function (GO): outward rectifier potassium channel activity; potassium ion leak channel activity
Source: RefSeq, a predicted model, not a curated record
AGAAGGUGGGUGGGGAGCGCUGAAGUGGAGUGAUGGUCCGCAUCUGCAGCGACGGCUGGUGCGCCCUGUCGGUGGAGCGGCACCGGUCCACGCUGAAUUUCGCGCUGCUGAUCGCCGGUUACGUCCUCUACCUGCUGGCCGGCGCCGGCAUCUUCUCCGCCAUCGAGCGGCCCUACGAGCAGGAUCUCCGGGACGAGCUGAUGGCGACCCGGCGGGACUUCCUGAGCAACAACACCUGCGUGUCCGACGCGCGCCUGGAGGAGCUUCUGGCCCGCGCGCUCCAGGCCAGCAACUACGGGGUGAGCGUGCUGGGCAACAGCAGCCAGCGGAACUGGGACUUCGUGUCCUCCCUGUUCUUCACCAGCACCGUGCUGACCACGACAGGUUAUGGCCACUCGGUUCCCCUCUCAGACGAAGGAAAGGCCUUCUGCAUCUUCUACUCCCUCUUCGGAAUCCCAGUUACCCUCUUCUUCCUCACGGUCAUCGUGCAGAGGAUCAUGGCCCUGGUGACCCGACGCCCGUUGUCUUAUUUCCACCACCGAUGGGCCAUGUCUAAACCCAAGCUGGCUGCCAUACACGCUACCUGCCUAACCGUCACCAUGACCCUGCUAGUCCUCAUCAUCCCCGCGUGGAUCUUAGUCAACCUGGAGAAGCAGUGGGAUUUUCUGGGGUCUCUGUAUUUCUGUUUCAUCUCCCUGACAACCAUUGGCCUCGGGGAUUACGUCCCCGGAGAGACCCAGGGUGAAGAGGAGAACCGACACCCGCAGCUCUACAGGCUGGCGAUUACAGUCUACUUGCUGCUGGGCUUGAUCUGCGUGCUGGUGGUGAUGGAGACGUGUUACGAGCUUCCCCAGACGAGACGCCUCUCACAGAGGUUCUACAAAGAGAAAGUUCAGGAGCUCGACUCCGAGACCACCAACAUCAUCGACCGGGAUCACCUGAGCGAUGCCGCGGAUCGCGUGGCGGGUCACCUACCGGUUAUCCCUUCUGUCUCAGAACAGGCGGCGUCCCUUGGGCUGGACAACAAGCUGACGCCUUACGCCCCGGUGCCCGGAUCUGCUGCCAAAAGCAAACUGAGUUGACAGAUUGCCUGGAAAACAUUGCAUGUGUGGGAACUAUGAUCAAAAUUGCGUCUGUUAAGGACACGCCUGCUUUGACCUCUAAAUGUGUACAUGUGUUUACGUGUGUGUGGUGUGUGUAAGCUGUGUCAUAUAAUCACUUGAAAGAGGCUUUCUGCCAUUGCCAACACCAACAGACAUUCUUUGGUGCAACAGCAGGAACCACCCAGAGAUUAUCAGGACGGCAUUGUUGUCUCGUUCUCCCGUGUAGCUCCAAUUUGCCGCAGAUAAGAACUCUAUCUGCAACACGGAGGAAAAGGCUGGGCCCCCAAACGGAGGGAAACCCCACGAGGUUCCACUUCCUGCCAAAGCCUUGAUGCCGUAAUUCCAAAGCGGAACAGUUUUCCCCCGAGAGGAUUUCGCACCCGUUCUUGUCACUUUAUGUAAUCUAUGGUGGUAUUUGCAUGAGACAUUUGCCUUUUUGUUGGAAGUAGUAUAACAGCACCACGCGUACUAAUCUGUUCGCCUACUGUACAUUAUACGAUAGGAUUCCUGUAUAUGGUAAUUGCUGAAUUGAAUUGGGUGGACAAAAUAAUAGAAUUCAAUAAUAUUAUUUACUAUGGCUUUCUCAAAAUAUUUUGAAACAGAAACAGAAAAAAACGGCUGCAUGAAAAGAAGAUUUAUUGCAGCUGUUAUAGCAGACUGCAUUUGUUUUAGCUGGCUGUAACAACUUGACAUUAUAUUUCAACUAAUCAUAUUGUGUGUGUGCCUUCUCACCACUAGAGGGAAGCACUUUCAUCUUAAAUACAAAAGAGUUUUUUUGUUACUGGGAUUUUUGUUAGUGGGAUGUUAUCGCUCAUGGUGCUCAGGAGAAAGUUGAAAUCAAAAUAUAACAAUGCAUGAAUGCGUCGCUGUCACAGCUGAGGCUGAGGAAGCAUGCUGUUCUUUUCACUGUCAUUUCUCUGCUUUUAAUCAAGAACAAAACAUUGUAGUAACAGUUUUUGAUAAAAUAAAAUUCCUGUAUAAAAUGUUAA